This is a messenger RNA of Alternaria atra, 1587 nucleotides long. RefSeq lists its product as uncharacterized. The transcript is spliced from 3 exons. Gene Ontology annotation, biological process: transmembrane transport. The coding region runs from base 1 to 1587 and encodes 528 amino acids. Gene Ontology annotation, molecular function: transmembrane transporter activity. The record is from RefSeq and is a predicted model, not a curated record. NCBI's taxonomy places the organism in Eukaryota, Fungi, Ascomycota, Dothideomycetes, Pleosporales, Pleosporaceae. Gene Ontology annotation, cellular component: membrane.
AUGAAGCCCCAGGAGCGACAUACCCUCGAUGACGAGGCCCAAUUGCAGGCUCUCGGGCACAAAGGCGAGCUGAAGCGCAACUUCAGUCUGCUGUCUAUGCUUGGGCUCGCUUUUGCCAUCUUGAACUCAUGGACAGCACUUUCGUCGUCAAUCGGACUGGCUCUGCCCUCUGGUGGAUCUACCAGCGUCAUAUGGGGACUUGUCACAGCCGGUAUAUGCAAUCUGUGCCUGGCCGCAUCGCUGGCUGAGUUUCUAUCAGCAUAUCCCACUGCUGGCGGACAGUAUCACUGGGUCGCCGUGAUUACGCCGCGGAAAUGGGUUCCCCUCGCCUCUUUCAUCACUGGUUGGAUCAACGUAUCCGGAUGGCUAGCGUUGACUACGUCUGGAGGCCUACUAGCUUCGCAGCUUAUUUCUGGCCUCAUCGCGUUAUACCAUCCCGAGUUCACACUGCACCCAUGGCAGGUCUGGUUGAUCUAUGUCGCUUGGACAAUCAUCGCCUUCGUCAUCAACGCCUUUAUGAACAACCUCCUACCCUACGUCAAUCGUGGCGCGUUCAUCUGGUCUAUCGGCGGUUUUGCGAUCGUCUGUAUUACAGUCCUGGCAUGCGCAUCUCCGGACUACGCCUCGGCGGAAUUUGUCUUCACCGAGUUCAUCAACGAGACUGGCUGGCCCGAUGGUGUCGCCUGGCUUUUGGGCUUGCUUCAGGGUGGUUUCGGUCUCACUGGCUACGAUGCCGUCGCUCACAUGAUCGAAGAGAUCCCGAACGCUUCGGUUGAGGGGCCAAAGAUCAUGAUAUACUGCGUCUGUAUCGGAACCGCUACUGGCUUCAUCUUCCUGAUGGUGUUGCUAUUCGUUUCCGGCGGCGAUGCAGAGGCUAUCAUCUCUGCGGCUCCCGGUCCGCUGCUACAAAUACUGUAUAACGCUACGAACAGCCGAGCUGGAGCAGCGUGUCUAUUGAUGUUCCCAUUGAUCUGCAUCCUCUUCGCGGAGACUGCCAUCAUGACCACAUCCAGUCGCAUGACAUACGCAUUCGCUCGGGAUGGUGGUCUUCCGUUCUCCAGAUUUUUCGCAAAGGUACAUCCACGACUCGGCCAACCGCUUAAUGCUCUAAUUCUGGCUGCAACUUUGACUAUUCUGUUCGGGUUGAUCUUGAUCGGAUCGAGCAGCGCUUUCAACGCCCUUAUCUCAGCAUCAGUCGUUGCCUUGGGUGUGAGUUACGCGAUACCUGUUGCGAUCAACGUCUGCCGCGGUAGGAAGAUGCUUGGACCUAGAGCCUUCGUUUUGCCUGGACCUUUCGGCUGGAUUGCGAACCUGAUCGGUAUCGCAUACACCAUUGUUACAACCGUCCUCUUCCUGUUCCCGCCCGAGUUACCUGUCUCCGCUUCGAGCAUGAACUACUGCGUCGUCGCUUUUGGCAUUAUUCUGUUCAUUAGCACCUUCCAAUGGUUCGUAGAUGGACGCAAGAACUUCACUGGACCUCGAGCCGAUGUGGGCCUCGAAGUCUUAGAAGCCAUGAAGAGCCACGAGCCAAAUGACGCCGCAGCUCAGCCUUCCAAGAUUGCCGACGAAGGAAAGGAUUUACAUUAA